Messenger RNA from Penicillium concentricum, 2100 nucleotides. RefSeq names its product F-box/WD repeat-containing protein. The coding region runs from base 1 to 2100 and encodes 699 amino acids. The transcript has 3 exons. NCBI's taxonomy places the organism in Eukaryota, Fungi, Ascomycota, Eurotiomycetes, Eurotiales, Aspergillaceae. Gene Ontology annotation, molecular function: protein binding. The record is from RefSeq and is a predicted model, not a curated record.
AUGUCGCCACGAGAGACCAACGCCACCUCCACCAGACGACGCUCCUCGUUGUCGUUUCGUUCGCGCCCACGUACAGCCGGUCAUGCCGCCCCGAUGUCGAAAGAGCUUGCUUUGGACACAUGGGAGGAGCCAUACGUGAUGGAAAUAUGCCAGGAUGACCACGCACCGGUCGUGGAAGAGAUCGAUCCGUUCCCGAAUGCGGCGCCCCGGCGCCGUGGUGCCAAAAGCUUUUCGAGUUUGAAGCAUCCCGUGGAUGGCUUGGUUGCUCUCGGCCGCCGUCUGUCCGUCAGUCUUCGCAACAAGCCUUCCAAGCAAGCACUUCCUCUCACCGAGGACAUCAAAUUGGUUGAUGAAGAUGAAGACUGUCAAUACAACCCUGUUUCGACCCAUGCAAACCAUAAGCGCAUGGCCUCCGGUAGCUGGGAUGCCCGAUCAACGAAAACACAUUGGCACCAGGGAUAUAGCCAGCAGACCUACAGCGUCAAUCGGCGUCCUUCACUGAAUAGUGUGUCUGCCCUACAGAGUUUCUAUGCCCCGACCGGCCGUGGGCGGCAGGCACCCCCAGUUCUGCCGAAUCACAUGUCCGGAGGUGCCGCGCGCGCUGCAGCUGCAGCGCAGAAUGAGCAAAGGGAGGCUGCGCGGCUGGCUAAGGCGGAACUAGAGAACAAGAUGCUCGAUAUGAGGGUUCCGCAGGACUCGGAGAGCGGUAUUUGUAUCGACCUGCGCGAUCGGUCGGAUGUGUCAGACGCCGAUUUGCUGGGUGUUAUGCGACUCGAUCCCGUGGCUCUCCUUCCGGCUGAGAUUACGUCACACAUUCUUUCAUAUUUGGAUCCUGAUUCCCUCAUGGACGCGGAGCUCGUGUCUCGUACUUGGUAUGGUGCGUCCUCUUCUCAUGUUUGGAGGCACGUAUUCCGCAAUUCAUAUGGCCGACGGCCAGCAAGUGAGACGGCCUCCAAGGUGAAGCUGUCAUCUGGCUUAGGGAAGUCAAUCCCGAACCAGGACUGGAAGAAGAAGUUCCUUGUUCGGCGCGCUCUCGAUCAGCGCUGGACAGAGGGCAAGGCUGCAGCCAUUUAUCUUCAAGGUCACGAGGACAGCGUCUAUUGCUCUCAGUUUGACGAGAACAAAAUCAUUACUGGCUCCCGUGAUCGGACAGUUCGUGUGUGGGACGCACACUAUCCGUGGUCAUGCAAGAAGAUUAUUGGACCACCUGCGGCCCGGACUUUCCGCCGUGGUCCAGUGAACAAUCCAACUGCCCAGGCCACGGGUUGCUCCCCCUUCGUGACUAUUACCCCGCCGUGGCCCACGCCGGAUGAGACUGCGAAGAUUACCGCACCAUUGGAGGAAGAUUCGAUAUACCACAGCGCAUCAAUCCUGUGCCUGCAGUUUGACGAGGAGAUCAUGGUCACAGGCUCUUCGGACUUCACCUGUAUCGUGUAUGACAUUAAGGACGACUACCGACCGAUUCGUCGUCUUUCCGGCCACCACGCCGGUGUGCUUGAUGUGUGCUUUGAUGACCGGUAUAUCGUCUCAUGCUCCAAGGAUACCACCAUCUGUGUGUGGGACCGAAACACCGGUGAGCUUUUAAGACAGCUCAACGGCCACCAAGGGCCAGUGAAUGCCGUGCAGUUACGCGGUGACCUUAUCGUGUCAGCCAGCGGUGACGGUGUUGCCAAGAUGUGGAACGUGAUCUCAGGCCAAUGUGUCAAGGAGUUCACCAGCAAGGACCGUGGCCUUGCAUGUGUCGAAUUCAGUGACGAUGGCCGGACCAUCCUCACUGGCGGCAACGACCGCAUAAUUUAUCAAUUCGAUGCUAACACGGGCGAGCUCGUCAACGAGCUCCACGGACAUUCGGGCCUCAUCCGAUCUCUGCAUCUCGACAGCGCGAAUAAGCGUAUCAUUAGCGGUAGCUAUGAUAUGAGUGUCAAGGUGUUCGACCGUGAUACGGGUGAUAUGUCCAUCAACUUCCCUGGCUGGACCACAAGCUGGAUGUUGAGCGUGCAGUCCGAUUAUAGACGCAUUGUUGCGACGAGCCAGGAUUCCCGGGCUGUUAUUAUGGACUUUGGAUAUGGUCUAGACGGGAUCGACCUGUUAGAGGAGUGA